AUGGAGAGCAAUGACACUCGCCAAGCUCAAGCAAAGAUGCUUACAGAGAAGCAAUUCGCCAGUCUGCAGUCACGCAUUGCCGCACUUCCAAACGAGCUCAGCGACAUGAUCCUCGAGAAGUUGCUAGAAUUUGACCAUCCGGCGAAACUGCGCCUCAGUGAUUUUGUUCAGCCACUAGCAUUCAAGCUCAACCACGAGGCUCGAUCCAGAUACGCUCCACAAUUCUUCGCCACCACUAAGUUUAUCAUGUCAGGACGAGAGCUGCGCAUGUGGAUACCGGACCGCCUGACAGAUUGGCACCGAAAAGCAAUCAAGCACGUAGGAGUUCUAGCUGUGAGUGAGGGAUUUACGACGCAGUUCAAGAAGGCAACAGAGGCCUCCGGGCUUACAGCUGGCGAAGUGGUGACGCGGAGAUUGAAACUCUUCGCAAAAUGCCAUUCUGCUCCGAAGACUGGCGCAAUAGGGAAGAGAGUCUGGGCGAGAGAAGGCACAAGACCGGACGACAACCGUGAGUUCGAAGUGGACAUGAAGUGUUGUAUUGGGUACAUCGACGUCACUGGCAACGAGGAUUUCAAGUGGUCGGAGGAAGUGGAGAUGACGAAAUUUUGUUUCUAG
Cercospora beticola is the source of this 615-nucleotide messenger RNA. RefSeq lists its product as uncharacterized. Lineage: Eukaryota; Fungi; Ascomycota; Dothideomycetes; Mycosphaerellales; Mycosphaerellaceae. The record is from RefSeq and is a predicted model, not a curated record.